UGUCAACAGCUUGUACAAGUUUGUAUACAGCUCCUAAGAAUUACAGCAAUUAAAGGCAGAUUCAGCGAGGAGGCUGAGACUUGGCACAAGAGGGGGUUGUCGGGUGUGCGUUUGUCAGCUCCGAGGAAACUGAGUGCAAAUAUUUCUCCAUCCUUAUGUCCACAAUUCUACUUUAAGAGAAGUACAGCGCGAUGCGAACACAGCGCAGAUCCACUACCAAGUAACGGGUGUACAAGAAGCGGGAAGCCGGAGCGCGCCAACACCCAAGAGCACUCGCAUGCACAACAACUUCGGCCAGCCCGUCACUGCUCCUGAACAAGAGUCCCCUUCUCCGUACCGCCCGACUUUUCCUGCCUCCUCUUCCCACGCCUCCAGAACCUUCCCACUCCCGUCCAACCUAUCCCCGUUCCUCCCCUGUGGAUCCGCCAUCGUUGCCACCCUGGGUGAUGCCUGUGCCCAUAACUGCCCUGAUGCUCCGUACCGCCCGACUUUUCCUGCCUCCUCUUCCCACGCCUCCAGAACCUUCCCACUCCCGUCCAACCUAACCCCGUUCCUCCCCCGUGGAUCUGCCUGCGCCCGCAACUGCCCUGAUGCAAUGUUAUGCGUCAUUACCAACCCGGUAAACUCCACUCUUCCCAUCGCUUUGGAAAUUCAUAAGCAGCAUGGAGUUUACGACCCCAAGCGGGUGUUUGGUGUGACGACUCUGGACGUCAUCAGGGCUAACACCUUCGUGGCCGAACUCUCAGGACUGGAUCCGGCUCGCGUCAACGUUCCCGUUGUUGGUGGCCAUGCGGGCAAGACUAUCAUUCCGCUUUUGUCCCGGUGUUCUCCCAAAGUGGAGUUCACUGCAGAUACGCUGGCUACCCUGACGGGCCGUAUCCAGGAGGCAGGCACGGAGGUGGUUAGGGCAAAGGCUGGGGCAGGCUCUGCCACCCUCUCCAUGGCAUACGCAGGGGCAAGGUUCACCUUGUCUCUGCUGGAUGCAAUGAAUGGCAAAGAGGGGGUCGUGGAGUGUGCAUUCGUCAGGUCCGAGGAUCACGAAUGCACAUACUUCUCCACCCCUCUCCUCCUCGGCGGACAAGGAGUGAAGAGGAACCUGGGACUGGGAAAGCUCUCCGCUUUUGAGAGCAGACUGGUGGCAGAAGCCCUGGAGGAGCUGAAGGCCUCCAUCAGGAAGGGGGAGGACUUUGCAAAACACCUGUAAGGCCAGUGUAAAUUAAGAAGCUGAGGCUCUAAAAUCCAGAGUAAAUCUUACU
This is a messenger RNA of Paramormyrops kingsleyae, 1256 nucleotides long. Lineage: Eukaryota; Metazoa; Chordata; Actinopteri; Osteoglossiformes; Mormyridae. The record is from RefSeq and is a predicted model, not a curated record.